AUGGUCUUGGUCUCUCUCUAUUCCUUGUUUCUUGCUGGGCUGGGAGUUGGGCUUAAUGGAAUAGAGAACUUAUUUGGGCCUUUUAUCUCCACAGAUGCUGAUGUCGGGAAGUUGGUUGAAAACGCUGUUAAUCGUGGCGUGAGAGAGCUAUUUUUCACGCUUGAGUGGUCCGCAGAUCCAGCCAUAUUGCCUAAGAGCCUUAACACAUGCAAAAGUCUCUUUCAUCUGAAACUCUCCCACAAUAUCCUAGUUGAUUUUCCUACUUCUUCUUGCUUCCCAUCCCUGGAAAAACUCGAACUUCAAUAUGUGAUGUAUAAAGACGAGGCUUCUCUCGUUAACCUCUUAUCGAGCUGCCCUGUUCUUGAGUCCCUUGUUGUGAAGCGUAAUGAAGAUGACAACGUUGCCAAGUUUAGUGUGAAAGUGCCUUCAUUACGGUUCUUAUUGUACUCUAAUGACAACAAGUCAAUGACAGAUGAGAAUGAUGUAGUAGAUGCCGGUAGGUCUUUAGUUAUGGAUACUCCGGCAUUAUCACAACUUAACAUUAGUGACUGUUCAGAAGACUCCUGGUCGAUCAAGAAUAUGCCUUGUCUCCAGGAUGCUCAUAUUAGUGGUCAGAGUUUCCAUGAUACAAGCAAGUUGUUAAGAUCUGCUUCUGCGGUCUCGUCUCUUGGGUUGCAUUUGACAGAUGAAUUGGCUGUGUAUUGUAGCACCAACGAAUUCCCACAGCUGAUAGAGUGUACCAUUACACCAUGCGACUCAGAUUGGAUGGAUUCACUCCUUCUUUUUCUUGGAAAUACUCCUAAACUAAAAAAAAUUACUGUUGACUAUAGAUUAACCUAUGAACCUCCUCCCGUCUCUGCUUCAUGGAUGCCACGGUUCCCUCAUCCAGAAUGCUUGUACUCAUGUCUGGAGAACUUUGAGCUGAUAGACUAUGGAGGAAGAGAAGAGAAGAAGGAAUUGGUAGAAUACAUCCUAAUAAUGUCUGAGUGUUUAAAGAUUACUGCCACAAUCUCCAUGAGGUCCAAUCUUGAAGACAAAGAGACAAUAAUGGAGACGCUGAAUUCUUUAUUCUUAAGUUUCAAUAACAUCUCAUUUUCUGUUCAAACCUAA
This is a messenger RNA of Eruca vesicaria subsp. sativa (arugula), 1110 nucleotides long. Lineage: Eukaryota; Viridiplantae; Streptophyta; Magnoliopsida; Brassicales; Brassicaceae. The record is from the annotation of a GenBank genome assembly.